Messenger RNA from Pseudoliparis swirei, 4123 nucleotides. It is a transcript of the gene znhit6, whose product is annotated as zinc finger HIT-type containing 6. The transcript is spliced from 11 exons. Lineage: Eukaryota; Metazoa; Chordata; Actinopteri; Perciformes; Liparidae. Gene Ontology annotation, biological process: box C/D snoRNP assembly; snoRNA localization; maturation of LSU-rRNA from tricistronic rRNA transcript (SSU-rRNA, 5.8S rRNA, LSU-rRNA). Gene Ontology annotation, cellular component: pre-snoRNP complex; nucleus. The record is from RefSeq and is a predicted model, not a curated record. Bases 48 to 1262 code for a protein of 404 amino acids.
CCGGGGUUCUCCGUGAAAUCCAACGUGGGGACUUCUCUCCUGCUGUCAUGUGCUCUUUAAUUCUACCAACAACGGACUUAAUGUCCACUGCGGAGAGCCAAAUGGAAAACAACGGCCCGGAAGAGGCGCUGAAAUGGACCAAAAGAAAGAUGGCUCUUUCCAACUGCGGUGUGUGUGGCUCAGGAGAGGCGAAGUACAGAUGUCCAGCCUGUCUGAGCAAUUCUUGCAGCCUGCCGUGUGUGAAGAAACACAAGGGCGAAACGGGAUGCAGUGGAGUCCGGAAUAAAACUGCCUUUGUGACCCUCUCGGAAUUUGAUGAAAUUGCACUUCUCAAUGACUACAGGCUUCUGGAGGAUACAGGGCGGUUUGCUGGCGGAGCCACCAGAGACAAACUCAUCCGAACUCCUCGGUCCACUUUCAGAGCAAAGAGACUGGCAGCCCACGCCAGUAAGAUGAGCCUCACGUUGAGGUUCCUCCCCAUCGCCUUCACGAGGAGCAAAGAGAACUCCACUGUCUUCUUCGCCAAAGAGAAUCUGUUCCUGUGGCACCUGAAGCUCGUCUUCCCUCAGAGCGCCACCGAGUUCAGUCAGAGGAGGGUGUCCGAGAGGCAAACCCUGGAGCAGAUCUUGACCCCCUACAUCCACCCCACGGAGUCGGACCCCGUGACGCGCCAAAAGUUGAAGAUGUACGUGCGCUCUCCGUUCGAUCACGUGAAGGUCUUCAUGAAAGCAGAGGGGAGGAAGGCCAACUCUGUCCGAAGCAGCCAGAGCCUUGUGACAAUGGCAUCAGCACCACAGGGAGCCGCACGGUACCACGAGUUGGACAUUUGCAAGACCCUGAAGGAGAACCUGAGCUACAAGACCCUCAUCGAGUACCCCGUGCUGCACGUUGUACUCGCAGAUCAUUGGAAGGAGUUCCCACCAAAAGGAACAGCUGAACCCGCCUGCAAAAGUUUGGGAUCAAAGGCGAAAGAGGAGGAGGAGGGGCUGGACCGAGGCGAGGAGGGUGCCGUCCGAGUUUCACCGUCCCUACACGGAGCUCGCAACCCUCCCGGGGGAACCGACACCUGGGCCGCAACCCCGGAGACUCGAAGUCCACGAGAGAAACGGGCCGAGGGUGAAGAGGCGGGGAAAGGAGACCGAGAGGAGGGCGAGCUCACGGACAGUAGUGACGAAGAGGAGGAGGAGGAGGGAAACGGUCCGUGCGUGGAGGUAAACAAAGAGCAACUAAAAGACGGUGCCGCCGAAGACGGUGGUGAUUAACACGGUGACCAGUGUGUGUGAGAACAUUCCGGCUUUCCUUCUGACGACAAUUGAAAACACACAAAAACGCCGCGAGACACGUGCCAGUUCCUAUCCAUCGCUGUCGUCACGGGAACGAGUCCCGGCUCCCGCCGCCGACAGCCGGCGGGCGGGACGGGACGAUGCCCAGACGGCAACGGGUGAGAAAUGAACGCGGGGGCAUCCAUUCGUGACAGGAAGUCAUCGAUCACGUGACGGGAGACGGCGACAAAGGGUUCUCCGUUGUGUCUGGGAAACAAACGGCGGUCGCUACUGAUGCAUCAUGGGAGAUGGAAUCAAGUCAACCUUAAUGUUCAUCUGUUUUCUGUUUUUUUUAUGUGUAUUACUGAGGCAGACGCAGCAAAAAUCUGAUGUAAACUCCUCUUUAUGUUUGAGUUCAGGCCGGCUUUAAACCCGCCGCCUCAUAAUGGAGAUUUUGAAUCCUCUUCAUUAGACUUCAUCUGUUCAUCACGACCACGGGGAGCGAGGAAACGGACCCGGAGGCUGAUUGGUUCUCUCAUGAUCCUUUUGAAAAAAUAAAUUUAACCUUCAAAUUUACGAACAUCUUUUACCCUUUAAACCUCCAGAAAAUUAUUGGAAUUUAUAUUGUUUCCCAAGUUUAAUUGUCAGGUACUUUAUGUUUGUUUGUUGACGACCUAAACAGCCCUUUAAAUAAAAAACAAUAAUACCCAACCAAAACCAAAAUUUGUAAAAUGUUGAUAUUUCUUACUUGUUUUACAAAGCAAAGAAAAUUAUGUAAAUCAUUUUUUUAAAGAUGUUAAAAAUUGAAUGGGGUCAAAUUGACCCCAAAGGUAACAGGAGGGUUAAACGCUUCCUCGGCGUUUAUCUAAAAAGCUCAAUUAAUGAAUUAAAUCUUGUUCUACAGCGAACAAAUUAAUGCAUUUAUUUGAUUUUGCAUCUCCUGCUCCUCUGUGUGUGUUCCGCUGCGUAGGAUCCGUGUGAAGUCUUGAAAACCGCUUCAUAAAAGCUCUGAUCGUAAAGCUCGGCGGGAAAAGAGGCGGCUUGGUUACGCGUCUCUCUUUUGACCGUUUUAAAAACAUUUUUUUAUUGAAGUCUCGUUUGUUUUCCACCGGCUAAUAAAAGUUCACGUCGACACGCUCGUGUGUUGUUGUUUUUCUCUCCACCCCCCCGCCCGCCUGACACCACCGGGUGUCUCUCUCCCUCGUGUGAACGUCGUGCCUCGACGCUCCGCUUAUACUCUGACCUCAUGUUGGUUUAUGACGCCGACGGAGCGCCUCAUCGGGGGGCCCGUGUGUGUGUGUGUGUGUUUCGAGGUGUGUUUUUAUAACAUCUGCUAACCUCCUUUUUGGAUGUUAACCCCUGUGGACUAGAACCCAUCCCGGCCCUUUGAUGUCUGGGCCUGUGAUGACGCAGGAGGCGUUGAGCUCACAUCUGACUGCGCACCCCUCCGGCAAAGGGAGGUCACACACACACACGCACACACCCCUCACCCCGUUCCUCCGUGUCAUUUUAAUAUCCAUGCUCAGGUUUUCGUGACGUUUGCUGUAUUGACAUCAGCGGCCACAAAGCGGCGCUUAUUUUUCGACAAAUGUUAAGGCUUCGUACGGUCAUGGAAAACCUGGAGAAGUCAUGGAAUUUUAAAAUGGUCAUUUCCAGGCCUGGAAAAGUCAUGGAAAAAACGUAAAUCAUAAAAGUUUUGGAAAAGUCAUGGAAAUGUGUUAUAAUCACAUGUUCUUUUACGCCGAGUUUGAAAUAAUUAAUAUGUUUUUUAAAGAAAGACGCUCAAAAUAUAAGCCGGCGUACGCUCUCAAUACGCACAAUGUUCUAAAUUGUUCAUGUUUAUACCGAGAUUUCAGUUUGGUCAUGGAAAUUUGGUUUAAAGUCAUGAAAUAGUCGUGAAAUAGUCAUGGAAAUCCAUUGGUCAAAAUGUGUAAGAACCCUGAAUGUUGUUUGAUGCAGCGUUUUCCUCGCAUCUCGUGUACAAUUUGUGGAAAUAUGUACAAAAAUGGGCUGUCAAAUUAGGAUCAUGCAAAGACGUUAUUUAAUAGUUUAACAUUCAGGGGAUAUACACUACCGUUCAAAAGUUUGGGGUCACGUAGAAAUGUCCUUAUUUAUCAAAGUAGAACUCUUUUUUUUCAUUGAAUACAACAUUAAAUGAAUCAUAAACACUCUAGAUAGUUAAUGUGUUUAAUGAAGUCUCUACAGAGGUGUGUAGAGGCCCAUCUCCAGUGUUCUAAUGAUACAUUGUGUUAUCGCCUUAGAAGACUAGCGGAGGGGUAGAAAACCCUUGAAAACCAUUUUUAUGUGAGCGCAGCUGAAAACAGUUAUGCUGGUGAGAGAAGCUAUAAAACUGGCCUUCCUUUGAGCCACAAGAAGAACAACAUGAAUAUUUACAAUAAACAUUAUUUCUCACCUCGUCAAUGUCUUAACUAUAUUUUAUAUUCAUUUUGCAAUUAAUUUGAUGAAUUGUGAGUUUUCAUGGAAAACACAAUUGUCAGCGUGACCCCAACAUUUUGAACGGUAGUGUGUGCCACAAUUAGAUUAGAAGAGUGGUAUAUCACUCUUUUGAAGCCGAGCCGACAGUCAACUGUUGGAUAACUUGCCGAGCAAAAAAAAAAAACCGGGAAAGGAGGAAACCGCUGUAUUAAUCGACUACCGAUUCAAAAAUCUCUUCACACUGCUUUGAUAUGGCGUAGCCACGGUUUGCCCUGUGAUGUCAUCGACGUGACCACGUGACACGAAAAAACAUCUGUUCCUUUUCGUUGUCAUGGCGUCGCCUGUUGUUGUAUUACCACACAUUUAUUUUAGCAGGUCCCUUAAUUAUUUUUUUUUAAAUCUCAAUAAAGAUCCCACAUGAAGAG